UCGGUAGCCGCCGCUCCUGCUGCUGCUGCUGCUGCCUGUCAACACCGCGGCUCGAGGACACGUCUGCGUCGGGAUUUUAUGACUACGUGUUUGUGUCUGACGGAGCAUUAGCGGUCCUCCAUCAUGCCCAUGUACCAGGUAAAGCCCGUCUGCGGGAGCCACAUGAAGACCGAUUUGCCAACCUGCAUGUAUAAGUUACCAAAUGUCCACGCGCAGCAAGGGGACAUCAGCACGGCCAAGCACGCGCUCCAGAAUGGCGAAGUGGACCCUGCAGUCAAAGCUCUGGAAGCCCGACAGGAUGAGAUCAUGAGAAAGCUGUAUGAUCUGAAAGCAGCGGUGGAGGGCCUGGCCAAGACGGUGACCACCCCAGAUGCCGAUCUGGACCUGACAGUCAGCAGCAGCCUCUCAUCCCAAAGCCCCACCUCCACAACCUUCAAAGGCGUCACAGACCUGGACACGCUUCUGGGCAAGGAUCUCGGUGCUCUCCGAGACAUCGUCAUAAACGCCAACCCGGCCCAUCCCCCUCUGACCCUGCUGGUGCUCCAUAGUGUGCUGUGUCAGCGUUACCGAGUGCUCUCCACCGUCCACGUCCACUCCUCAGCUGCUAGUGUGCCGCCACAGCUCCUGUCCUGCCUCGGCCCACGCCAUGCAGACAGCUAUGCUCGCCAGAUGUUCCAGCUGGGCUUCACACUCAUAUGGAAAGAUGUCCCCAAACUGCAGAUGAAGUUCAGUGUCCAGAACAUGUGUCCCGUCGAGGGUGAGGCCAACGUGGCGCGCUUCCUCUUCAAGCUCCUGUCUCCCUACACCAGUGACCCCGCCGUGGCCACACUGUUGGACAGCUGGGUGGACAUGGCUUUCUUCCAGCUGGCAGAGGGCAGUGCCAAGGAGCGGGCUGCUGUCCUGCGGGCCCUUAACGCGGCUCUGGGCCGCAACCCCUGGCUGGCCGGGCCGGAGUUCUCCCUGGCCGACAUUGCCUGCUAUUGCUGCGUGCUGCAAAGCGGUCCCGCCUCCUCUACUCCCACUAAUGUCCAGCGCUGGAUCAAGUCCUGUGACAACCUGGGCCACUUCGGCCCUGCCAAGCCAUUCCUGAAGUGACUGGGGGCUUUUGCAGAGACCAGAAGGGGGUCUUACCCGAGCAAAGUGAGAGAAGGGCAUUAGAAUAUUAAAAUAUCCCAGCCGUGUCUGGAAGCCCCUCUAAUGCUUCCCUCCUUACUGUAAUAUAUCACUGAACUGACACAGACUCAGAAGCAUUAUGGUUGACGAUCAGAGUGAUAUAUGUGUCUCUGCCAUGUUGCUUUUGUAAAACAAAGGGAUUUUAAGGGUAUUUUUUUAAGGUAGGAAGCAUGGGAGGAUUGUAAAGACAUGGACUUGGUGGUGGAUUAAAUCAAAGUGACUGACGGAAACACUCAGUACACUUUCCUCCCACUUUGUGCCUAACAUGAUCCUGUUCUAAAUGUGUGUGGUGACAGGUAUGACGAGGUGAUUUCUUGGGUAAUACUUUGCACUGUUGUUUUAUUUUCAAUCAAUAAAACUUCCACUUUGGAUCAAACUUUGAACUGGA
Molecule: messenger RNA, 1561 nt
Organism: Pseudoliparis swirei
Lineage: Eukaryota; Metazoa; Chordata; Actinopteri; Perciformes; Liparidae
Gene: aimp2
Product: aminoacyl tRNA synthetase complex interacting multifunctional protein 2
Exons: 4
Coding region: 124-1095 (323 amino acids)
Cellular component (GO): aminoacyl-tRNA synthetase multienzyme complex
Source: RefSeq, a predicted model, not a curated record